Pungitius pungitius (ninespine stickleback) is the source of this 1329-nucleotide messenger RNA. It is a transcript of the gene il22ra2, whose product is annotated as interleukin 22 receptor, alpha 2. The coding region runs from base 49 to 717 and encodes 222 amino acids. The transcript is spliced from 6 exons. The record is from RefSeq and is a predicted model, not a curated record. Gene Ontology annotation, biological process: cytokine-mediated signaling pathway. Lineage: Eukaryota; Metazoa; Chordata; Actinopteri; Perciformes; Gasterosteidae. Gene Ontology annotation, cellular component: plasma membrane. Gene Ontology annotation, molecular function: protein binding; cytokine receptor activity.
CCGCGUCCUCUGCAGCAUCAGUCCAGUGACUUCGGACCCGUCGGCGCCAUGACGGACCUUCUGCUCCGAGUCGUGCUGCUGGGAAACCUGGGCGUCACAGCUCAAGUAACUUCUUCAGCUCCCCCGAUGCUCGCUCCCGUCUCCAAGGUGAGGUUUGACUCUGUGGACUACAGGAACGUUGUGCACUGGACUCCACCCACCACCAACAGCAGCUCCCUGCAGUACCACGUCCAGUGGAAGAUUUACGGCGAGCCACAGUGGUUGGACGCGCCCGGCUGUCAGCGCAUCCAGAGGACCCAUUGCGACCUCAGCGCCGUGACCUCUGACCCCAGAGAGUGGUACUACGCCAGAGUGCACGCCUCCUCGCGGCCCUCGGGCCAGUCGGCCUGGGCCCUCUCCCCGAGGUUCAGCCCGCGCUGGGACACCCAGAUCAGCCCCCCGGUCCUGAGGCUGAACGUCAACGAGCGAGGGAUCGUGGUCCGCGUGAAGCCCCCCAGGCAGACGGUUCGCAAGAGGCACCGAGGUCUGCUCUACGAGAUCUACCUCACACACCCCGGGGGGCAGGAGGAGGUGUUCCUCAUGGACUGCUGCUCCAGCAAGCUGCCUCUGAAGAGGCUGAGGCACAACGCCACGUACUGCCUGCAGGGGCAGACCGUGAUCCCCCUGCAGGCCAAGAGCAGCGCCCGGGGCGCCGUCAAGUGCGUCACCACGCUGUGACAAGCACAGACACGCGAGACAACGCUGGACGUUUCAUCCGUCAGUUCAGCUUCAAUCGCCCUUCGCUACCUCGACAGCAGCAGCCAUAAACCACCUCGCCGAAUGCAAGUGCUGCACUUUAUUUUGAAAAGCAUCAAGGCCCUGAUGACCUGUCACUUUCAGCGUCCUGGUCAGUUGACACUGCAUCGCUUCACAUUUAUUUAGGUUUAGUUAAAUUGUUAUUGUUGCUAAUCUUAACUCAAGGUCCACUGUGCAGCUUUUUCCCCUCAGUGAAUUCCCUGAUGAUGAUGAUGAUAACAUGGUGUCAAGUGGAACCUGAGUUUUGUAUAUAUGUACUUUUUUUGGUUGAUUUCAUGGAGCUCAGCUCAUUUUUCACUACAAACACACUACAAGCACAAUGAAGUAGAGCAGUUUGUGUUGACUGACUACAGAAAAGCACAAAUCAUUAUUUUUUUCAUUUGAUUCGCACAUUUAACAAUUUUCUGUUCUCCGUCUCAUUUAAAUGGAAAACAUUAACAAUUUGCUGAGUGACCUCAAACUAUUUGUACUUUUUUGUCCGCACUCCAACACGGAGAUGGAAUUGUGUAUUUGUGUAUCAUGUCAAAAAUAAAA